Arabidopsis arenosa is the source of this 953-nucleotide messenger RNA. The record is from the annotation of a GenBank genome assembly. Lineage: Eukaryota; Viridiplantae; Streptophyta; Magnoliopsida; Brassicales; Brassicaceae.
CUCAUUUCAAGCUAAAAACAUGGUUUGGUCUCAGAAACAUCUCACCUCCUCAAUGCUCUUCUUCUUCUACUCCAUUUGCUUCCUCUCUUUCUUCUCUCGUCCUUCUCUUUCCGCCACGUUUCUCGUCGACGGUGUCUCUGUCUGGAAAGCCCCCACUGUUCAUGUCGGCGACUCUGUUAUUUUCAGACAUAAGUACGGAUACGAUCUCUACAUCUUCAGAAACAAAGAUGCAUUCAAUGUCUGCGACUUUACACAAGCCACUCUUCUUACAAAACCUAAUUCCACUUCCUUCUCGUGGUAUCCAUCAAGAACAGGCUCUUACUACUUUUCCUUCACAAACAACACAUCUCUUCCUAAAACUUGCCAACUCAACCAGAAGCUCACAGUCCAAGUCAUCUUCUCCGCGGCAUCACCGCCAUCGCAACCACCCGCAAUCUCCCCUGUUCCGGUAUCUGAAGGAGGAGUGAUCUCAUCUCCUUCCUCCUACCCUUGGCCAUUAGGUCCUAGAGAAGGUUCAGCUUUCUCUCCGGGACCAUCUCCAUCAGAGAUCACAUCGGUGACAGUUCCCGGUAAAGACGGAGUUCCGUUCAUUAACAGUAAUCCGGCGGUUCCACUCCCCACCGGAGAAGUUGACUCUACUUCCAUUAACCCUUUACCAACUUCCACUAAUUCAGCUAAUCAGGUGAUGAUGAUGACAUUAACGGUGAAGCUAGGUUUGUGUUGUGUAGCCAUGUUUUUUCUUCUUCUGUAGAGAAACAGAGCUUUUAAUGGAAGAAUGAUUACAUUUGUGAUCUUAUUGUUAAUCCAACAACUUAACUUUAGUAUUGUGUAAUCAUUCUCUCUUUAGCUUUUCUGUUUCUGUCUCUCUUAUGGUAGGGCUCUUGUUAGAAUCUUAGUGUUUAUUUAUUUUUAUUUUGAUGUUCAUUUUUAUAUAAUCAAUGUGCCUUAGUUUU